AUGCGGGAGGCCAGAAGCGCCGAGUUGACGGAAAUGGCAACAAUAAAAGGAAAAACGGAAUCCGAGUUGGAAAGAGAAAUCGAAGAGACCAAAGAAGAGCUUACCAAGAGCAAAGCCGACAGAAGAAGAGUUCAGCAAGAACUGCGGCAAGUGGCUUCGAACGCCGUGGAGGGCUCUGCGUCCCAGGCCGACGUUUUGUUUCUCAAACAUGACGUGCAGCUGGCUGACGAGAAGAUUACAAUUUAUUUGGACAAGUUGACGCGUUUGGAGCAGAAGCUUUCGCGGCUGCGGAGCCAGCAGCAGCAGCAGCAGCAGCAGCAGCAGCAGGAGGAGCAGCAGCAGCAGGAGGAGGAGGAGCAGCAGCAAGCAGCAGCAGCAGCAGAGGAAGAGGAAGAGGCCGAGGAGGAGGAGGAGGAGCGGGACUUCGAGAAACGCAAAAAGACAAAAAAACAAAAAAAGAAAUCUAGAAGACUUCAGGAAAAAACUCCAAAACAAAAAGACAGGAAAAAUAAAACUGCAGCAAAACCCGCCAAGAAAAUCGAAAAAGCCAAACCCGCAGCAGCAACACAAAAGAAAAGUGCAGCAGAGAAGAAAAGCAAGAAGCAGCCUUUCUUCGCCCAAAUAGAAGAAGCGCAGGGACAGCAGCUGCUCCCGCAGCAGCAGCAGCAGCAGCAGCAGCAGCCCCAGCCGCAACCGCAGCAACUCCAGCAGCAGACGCAGCCGCAGCCGCAACAGCAGCAGACGCAGCAGCAGCCGCAACAACCGCAGCAGCAGCAGCAGACGGUCACUCCCCCCCAGCUGCAGCAGCAGCAGCAGACCACCACUCCUCCGCAGCUGCAGCAGCAGCAACAGCAGCAGCAGACCCUCACUCCCCAGCAGGCGCAGCAGCAGAUAGAGUACCAGUACCACCUGCAGCAGAUGCAGCUCGAGACGCAGCGGCAGCAGCAGCAGCAGCUGCUGGCCCAAGCAGCAAAUAUCCCAACAGAAAAAGCCCCCUCCAGCUGGUUCUCGAAGCGCCGCAGGAAUGCAGAGUAA
Messenger RNA from Eimeria tenella, 1035 nucleotides. Its product is annotated as tropomyosin 1 alpha chain, putative. Bases 1 to 1035 code for a protein of 344 amino acids. The record is from RefSeq and is a predicted model, not a curated record. NCBI's taxonomy places the organism in Eukaryota, Apicomplexa, Conoidasida, Eucoccidiorida, Eimeriidae. The transcript has 4 exons.